UCCAAAGGGUGGCACGGGUGGGCCAUGGACCACCCUAAUAUUUUUCUGUGGCCCAAGGCCCAUCGACGGAUCCGUCCAUUUUCGUUCGGCCCAUUCAUCCGUCUCCACUCUCCAGAGUCCAGACUGCAGCGCCGCCCACUUUCCCAGUCCUGGCGCCGUCGGCCGUCCGCAGUCUGCUCCGCAGCUCCGGAGUCCUGAGUCGGUGAGUCCUGUCCUGCCCCCGCCGUCCGGCCGUCCGCUGUCAGGCGUCAGCAGUUCGCUCCGCGCUCGGCGCUCAGCGCUCGCUGUUGCCGCCCGCCCUGAGGAGCCGUGAAGAAGCCGCUGCAGCCGAGAUUUCAGAUCUCAGUAAUUCUAUAUUCUGAUCAAAUAUAAUGAUAUUUCCGGCGAUCCUCACAUUUGUUCAAAUGAAGAGAGAUAUAGCAAUUGUUGCAUCGACACUUUCCAAUUGACACAUUUGUUCAUAUCAGCCUGAAGGCUCGCUGAAGCUGCAAACUAAGGUGAUGAUCGAUUCAAGUGCUGACCAGUGAGUCUGUGAGUGUCUGAGUGAUAUGAACCAGCUCGACUGCUCGACCAGCUUGACUGCUCGAGGCGCUCUCCACCAAGCUCAAGGCCAAGAGCCCAAGACCAUCCGGCCUGCGCUGAGCCAAUUGUUGCAACAUGAAGAGGAAUGGAGACAUUGCAUCUCUUUUUCGGAAACAUAGAGCAAAGAAGAUUGCCUCUUCUUCAUCUCCUUCUUCGGUUGGUGUUGUGGCAGAAGAGCAAACUCAAGAACAAGAAGGCACGCCAGAGCAAGAGAGAGUAAUUGAAGAAAUUGUGAAUCUGAUGCCAUCUUCUCCACCAUCUGUUCCACUUGAAGAUGUCUCACCACUACCACCGAUUUAUGAUAUUAAUCGCCUUCCACAUGAUCCCGGGGAAAGACUGCCCAUUGUAAGUUAUCCUAUCAAUGAUCAAGAUGCAAUUCGAAGAGCAUAUAGUCUUAAAGGUCCAUUCCAACCUUAUGCGCAUGAUUUUGCAAAAAGAAAAAUUGGAAAUAGAGAUCGACAAUUCACUCCUUUAUGGUUUCAUAAAUAUCAUUGGCUUGAAUAUAGUAUCAAGAAGGAAUCUGUAUUUUGCUUUGUAUGCUACUUGUUCAAAAACGAAAAAAGUAAGGGCAAGGGGACUGAUGCAUUUAUUAAAGGUGGUUGGAGAAAUUGGAAUAGAGGAGAGGAAGCACUUGAUAAACAUGUGGGUGGUGUAACAAGUGUACACAAUGCAGCUCAAGAGAGAUACAACUUAUUUAUUAAUCCUAGUGCGGCAAUUGAUAAUCAAAUUGUGAAGCUGAAUAAUGAGGAUCUACGUCUUUACAAGAUCAGAUUGACUUAUUCACUUAGAUGCUUGAAGUUUCUUUUGCAUCAAGGAUUAGCAUUCCGUGGACAUGAUGAAAAUGAAGAGUCUAGCAAUAGAGGAAACUUCCUUGAACUUUUGAAUUGGCUUGCAGCAAAUAGUGAAGAGGUGAAUAAGUAUGUUUUGAAGAAUGCUCCAGUGCACACUUGAUGCUUGUCAUUCUUGGAUACACAAAUGAUUUGUCCCAGUGUUUGCAAAGAAGAGAUCAAGAUAUUCUUAAUGCAAUGACACUUGUUAGUUUGGCAAAGAGUAGAAUGCAACAAUUGAGGUCUGAUGGGUGGGAUGCAUUCAUUCAAAGGGUCACUUUGUUUUGCAAUAAACAUGGCAUCGAAGUUCCUGUAAUGGAGGGUAAUUAUGUGCCUUAUGGAAGAUCAACACGGUUUGCUCGAAACCAAACAAAUGAUGACCACUUUAGAAGAGAAGUAUAUAUUGGAGUGAUUGAUCAAAUUAAUCAAGAGCUUGACAAUCGGUUUGAUGAGGUUAAUAUGGAGUUGCUUUCUUGUAUGUCGGCCUUGAAUCCUGCCGACUCAUUUGCCUCUUUUGAUGCAGACAAGGUACAUAGACUUGCUGAGUUUUACCCUAAUGAUAUUUCAAGCACUGACUUGAUAAGACUUGAAAUGCAACUUGAUAACUAUAUUGAUGAUAUGAGGAGAGGUGAUAGCUUCAAAGGCAUAGACAACCUUGUGGACCUCUCAAUUAAGCUUGUUGAAACAAAGAAACAUAAAGUUUAUGAUUUGGUGUACUUGCUUCUCAAAUUGGUAUUGCUUCUACCGGUGGCGACGGCAAGUGUUGAAAGGGUAUUUUCUGCAAUGAGUUUAGUCAAGAGUAAGUUGAGAAAUAGGAUGGGUGAUAGUCUUUUGGAUGAUUGUCUAGUCACGUUUAUUGAGCGAGAUAUUUUCUCCAAAGUGAAUGAAGAUGAUAUAAUCGAGACUUUUAUGACUAUUAGAAGGCGUAAGACCAACAAAAAUUAGUAUUGUAAUCUUCUUUGAGACUUGUACCGUGUUUUUUAUAGUCUUUAGAUG
Phragmites australis (common reed) is the source of this 2405-nucleotide messenger RNA. RefSeq lists its product as uncharacterized. NCBI's taxonomy places the organism in Eukaryota, Viridiplantae, Streptophyta, Magnoliopsida, Poales, Poaceae. The record is from RefSeq and is a predicted model, not a curated record. Gene Ontology annotation, molecular function: protein dimerization activity. The coding region runs from base 658 to 1533 and encodes 291 amino acids. The transcript is spliced from 4 exons.